Scleropages formosus (Asian bonytongue) is the source of this 9582-nucleotide messenger RNA. It is a transcript of the gene cfap46, whose product is annotated as cilia and flagella associated protein 46. The coding region runs from base 479 to 8380 and encodes 2633 amino acids. The transcript is spliced from 59 exons. Gene Ontology annotation, biological process: cilium movement involved in cell motility; axoneme assembly. The record is from RefSeq and is a predicted model, not a curated record. Gene Ontology annotation, molecular function: protein binding. NCBI's taxonomy places the organism in Eukaryota, Metazoa, Chordata, Actinopteri, Osteoglossiformes, Osteoglossidae.
GCUGCGCGCGGAGAGAGAAGAGUUAACAGUGCAGUGCUGAGAAGGACGAAAGACCUCUUCGUUUUCCCUCGAAAUAUAUAUAUAGUGUGUAGUUGCAGAACUGUGGCGAUCAUCGUGUGGAGGCUGUGCUGUCGCGCGUUUCACCGACACACAGAGUGUAACAGUGUAACAAUUGCGACGCGUCGGUCUUUUACAUGAUGAAUCCUUCCAUCCUUGGCGUUUUAAACUAGCGCGCCUGCUACAUUCAUAAUCAUUGAUUGAUUGACUCACUUCGCUCAAGCUUUUCUCAGGAAUAACUUACAGUGCUGAGCUAUUUUUACGCUUGCUGUUCACCCGUUUGUACAGCUGGGUAAUUUUACCGGUGACGUAGAAAAAGUACCUUGCUGAACUAGGUAAAUUACUACACUGACUACUGACCUGCGGCUCUAACCACUGCGCCCCCAGCUGUCGGAGUUCGGGGGGGCGGGGGAGGGUCGUCAUGGAUCUGGACAUUCGACAGUGUCUCAAUAAGGCGGAAUCUCUAAGAGACGCCGACGCUCUCCACGCAGCGUAUGCUUUGAUUAAAGGAGGCACCAAAGGACCGUCCGCGGCCUCAGUGGACCAGACGUGCGUCUCCUCUGAACUGUACAUCCUGUGUGCGGAACAGGCCUUUCGGCUGGGAUUCCCAGAGAUGAGCAAAGAGUGCCUAAACAUGUACUUUAAAGGAAAACCUCCAGCGAAUCAAUUCCUGAUCAGGGCGUACCUGUGCGGCGGUCAGCUCACGUCUCUGCAGAGCUCUGGACGUGCGGGGGACAUUGAGAAAGUGGUGAUGUUCUUUCUGAAGGCUAUAGAGAUUUCUAAAGAACAACCAAGAUACCACUUUUUAGUGUUCAAUGCCUCUGUGCUCUACUUCCAAGCAAUCGGUCCCUUCCUGAGGCCAGGGACCAAGCAGCACCUUGUGUCCAGUCUGAUGCAAGUGGUGAAGGCGUUGGAGGACAUCAGGGAGGAGGACCUCAAGUGGAGGGCGCAGCUCAUGCUUCACCUGGUAGAAUGUCUGGUAGAUGCAGGGAGGAAGAAAGAAGCUGCCAGUUUUGCAAAGCUUACAUCAGACUUUGCUCAAGUCAAUACUCCGGACCUGUACCCCAGGAUUUUCUCGUUACAGGUACGCCACAAACUUCUCGAUGUGUCCAGAGCUCCGAAAAAAACUGAAACAAGCCCGACUUUGUCAGUUAUUUAUAAAAUUCAGAAACUCAAAUGUCGACUAGAAAGUGGAGAAGCGGGCGAAGAUGACGACAUAAAACUGAAAGAAAUCUUCCGCCUUCUGACAAGCAGCACGGAGAACUCGUCGUCCAUCCCUCUCACCGACCGAUGUGAGUUUUUGCUGGAGUUGGCUCAUCUGUCUCUGCUACUGAAGUGUAGCGCAGUUUCAGCAGGCUGUCUGAGAGAGCUGGAGACGAUGGGAAUUUCUGAUGCUGAAUGUCUUGUUAAGAUAGAAUGCUUGAAAUGUGAGUUAGACCUUCAUAAACGGGGGUCUAAACUGCAGGGAUACGCCAAAGGUGAUGUGGAGGCGCAGCUGAAGAUGGUCAAGAGGCUGGAUCAUUCCCUGCAGAGUGCGGUGCGGGGGGGCGGCCGCUCUCUCAUACAGGCGGUGUGUGCGACGCUCUGGAACGCGUGUCUGCCUCUCCUCCAGCUAAACCUCAGGAAGAGCAUCAAGGGCCAGCUGGUCCGAAUGGCCCAAGCGCUGGAAGAGUCUCGCAGCCUGCUGCUGGAGAUGCGCUUUCAGGUUCACAAUGAGAUCAGCGAGAUGGAGGUUGAGGAGGAUCAUCUGGAAUGUGCCAUAGAGCACCUGGAGAAGGCCAUGCGUCUGGACGAGGAGGGUAUGCACCGCGAGCGCCUCUCCGCAAGCCUGCGCCAGCUCCGGGCGCGUCGCUCGCUGUACGAGAUGCCAGACAGGGCGGAGGACAGGGCCGCCUUGCUUAUUGAACAGGCAAAGCGUGGAAGCCCAAAAAAUGACGUGAAGAAGAUUAGGUCCUUGCUCAUUAAUGCAGGUAAAGCGUUGGCCCCUGAUGCAUUUCAGGUGCUCCUGGAAGCUGACGUUGAAGCCAAAGGGAAACGUGAAGAAAGUGUGGUCGACCAGCUCGCCAGUAAAGCUCGGCAUCACACCACGUGUCUGAAGGCAGCAGAUCGACAUCUGAAACAACAAGGAAGCGCUAACGAUAGCGAGAGGCUGAGGCUAUGGGCGGUGCUGGCGAAGACGGCCCGUAAACGGGGGCUCUGGGACGUGUGCAGGGCGGCCUGCAGGUUCUGUCUGCUCUAUGACGAUGGGCGCUGGAACUUGUCCGCAGUCAAUGGUGAAGAGAAGAAGGAAGAGGGCCCAGCGGAGGACGCAGAGACCCAGCAGUCCGCGGGGACUCCGACUCGCACCGUAGAGCGGGACUUGAUCGUACUGCUGGCCGAGAUUCAUUUCGUAAAUGCUGAGGCCGCUAUACAGAAGCUGCGUUCGGAGGGUGUGAAUUUCAACCAGGAGCCGUCACCACCCGAGGACAGAAGGAAAGAUGUCCCACCGGAGGAAGAUCCACAGUGGACCAUCUACAGGGAGUGGGCCCUGGAGAUGUCUGCUCAGGCCACGAUCAGCUUCCUGCGGGCGGCAGAGCUGGGUGCAGAGAUCCGGGAGCAGUGGAUCAUCUCCAAUGCAGCUGUGUACCUGUGGAACUACAACAAACACAUCCUGGCCGCAGGGGGGCAGUGCCAGCUGUUAGCCCCAUUUCAGAAAUUAAUUGACAUUAUGAAGCUGGUGGGACACACCAGUGAGAUGGUACUGCAGGUUCUGCUGUGUAACACAGUGGCCCAAAUCCUGAUCCCAUCGCCAAGUCCUCCUGCCAACAGGGUGACCCAGGAGAAAGAGGAAAACAAGAAGCCCCCACCUCCUGAGAGAGGCAAGAAAGGAGCAGGGAAGAGAGUGGAGAGCGUUCAGAGCAUCUCCAUGGAUCCUGCUACUGUUCAAGAGGGCAAGAAGGUGCUGGAGUUGUGCGACUACGCCUUCCACCUCACCAGCAGCACCGACGGGGGAAAGGCAGUUACGCUUGCCGCACGGAAGCAAGUCAUCGGCACCUGGGUCCAGAUCAAGCAAGUCCUGCAGCAGCAGCUCGGACCGAACCCUGACGUUGACGAGGAGUGUACAGAUGACACAGUAAUGGCCAUGACACGUGUGCUGGUUGCUAUCGAAGUGUUACUGAGUAAAAGUAACUCUGGUGUCAUGGAAUCUUCUCUUCCCACUCUGUCAGAGCUGGUCACAAUGGCAUCAGAGUGCAGAUGGACAGACCCCACAGUGGAGCUGCACACAUGGACUCACCUGCUGCAUUUUGCCCAUGUGGCCCAGGACCACGAUUUGAUCAUGAGCUGCUCCCAGAAGGCCCUGCAGUGCGAGGAUGCCGCAUUAAAGAGGGUGAAGAUGAGUACAUGUGCUCUAUACAGUGAUGAAAACGUCCAGCAAAUGCUCAGCAGUGUGAUGUGUAUGAGGGGCCAGAGUCUGCUGCACAAGUCCAAUGGGCAUCCUGUGAAGUACAGGGCCGCUCUGAGCACGCUGCUCUGCGCUGUCAGUUAUGCAGAAAAGGCCGGAAGCCACACUCUGUGUAUGGCGGCUGCUGGCCACUAUUGGAAUGCCUGCCUGCCUUUGGCAGAGACGGCCCAGGGCAGACAGGAGCUCAGGGCCCCUGUGGAGGCCAUCCUCAGAGCCAUAGCCAGCAUCAGUACCAGCAUCAGCACCAGCAUCAGCACCAAAGACAACAGAUCACCUGUGCAAACACAACUGGUUCUGGAGCAGCCGUCUGAGACAGUGACGACACAGGCUCAGGAAGAUGCGCAUGAAGACCUCACUCUACGAGCAGCAUUGGUCAGCUUACUGUUCCAGAUCCACGCCGACCGGGGCGACUGGAAGACCGGGCUGCUGGUGCUGGACGAGGCCCUAAGGGACAUUCCGCAGUCCAGGCACAGGCUGCUCCUCCUUGAGCAGCGCGUCCAGGCCAAGGCGAGGCUCAGCCAGAGCAUCACGACAGACAUGAAGAAGUUCUGUGACGAGGGCGAGGAGCGCCUCGCCUCCAUAUGGCACUGCGCCGCCCGCUGUAGCACCGACGUGGCCCGGCAGCUCACCUGCUAUCAGAACGCCAUCGCAUGCCUGCAGACACCUGAGUGCAAGUGGCAGAAGGUAGAAUACCUGCUGGAGUUCGGAGAGUGGCUGCACUGCAACCACUUCCCCGCCACGGACGCCCUUCACCAGGUCCAGUGGGCCAUCGACCUGCUCUUGUACGCGCCGGCCGAGGAGAAGGAGAGCGUCGAAAAACCCGGAUCCAGCUCUGGCCGACCGAGGACUAAAGAGGCUGGAAGAGUAAAAAUUCACCAUGCAGAAUUGCUGAGCGAAGAGACAGCCCGGAGACCCGUCAAGUGUCAGUCGCAGAUCGGAGUGCAGGGCGCAGUGUCCAGUCCGUCUCCGCGUGACCUGAAGGAUGUGAAGCAGCUGGAUGGACUGGUUAGAGCCCACACGCUGCUGGCCACCAUGGUGGACAGGGCCUCCAGCCAUUACCGCCAGCACUGUCUCCUGGCCUACAACUACGUUCUGCAGAUGUGGGAGGUGUCUUUGGCGACUGUGAAUGAACUUGCCAAAGAAAUAGGGAAGGAUCCCAUUCUUCCUUCAAAGUCCUCACCAUCAGCUCCAACAAAGAAGGACAAAGGAAAAAAGUCAAAAGAGCACCCGUCACCCGUACCGCCGCCAGCUGAAGAGAAGCCCAAGCAGAAAGUGAUCGUUCAUGUUGUGCCAUCCAGCUCAGAGGAGUGGGCUCAGUAUGACUGUCCUAAGCUGGUCAGGCAGACGUUCAGGUCUGACAAAAGUCUUCAUUCCAUCAACAAGCACAGCAUCGCCAAUCAGACACAAAGUGUUUUCUUCCUGGAACUCCUGGUGAAAGAGCUGCAAUCCUCAGCACUGACGCACCUUACUCUACCAGUCCUGCAUCUUGCAGAAGUCAUUUCUCGUGACUUGAUGGACAACAAGAGUCUCUCAGAUUUGUAUCGUCUCAGGAUUGCAAAGUGCUGCACUAUGUUAGGCCUGACCACAUCAGCAGCGUACCAUGAGAAGUGUGUCGGUUCAAAAUUCAUAUAUGAGGAUGAACAAAUAGCGUGUCGGAAAGCUGUCUUUCAUACGAAGAAGAAAGUAUUUCCGAUGUGCCCUGACGGCAAACAUCCGGACAGGGAUCCACUUCAGCCUUUGACUAGUCAUGCCACUGUGAAUUUGAGGAGUGUCAGGGGACCUUGUACUCAGCACAUUUGGAUUGACAAGGCCGCGUUAUGCCUUAGUGUGGGUUUGUACCAGACGGCCAGAAUCCUGCUGGCAGAGGCCAACUUGGUUGCUAAGGAGUUGGGAGACCACGCUGCAGAGGCGAAGAGCCUUUACCUCCUCGCUGUGCUGGCGAAUCAGGAGCAGAAACACAAGGAGGCCUUGGCCCUGUUGGAAGCAGCUCAGGCCAUCAGCGGUGAUGAGGACUUCUGGUUCAACCUAUCCAUGUGUCUGGCAAAAGCCCUGGGGGGCUUAGGUGGUCCGGAGAACCAUUCUCAGGCAUGUUUGGUGUUGAAGCACACUAGCAAUGUUCUGAAAUCACUUCUGGAUGAGAGGCAGAACAGAAAUCAAGUUUUAAAAUUCCAGAUUGCUUCGCUGGAGACCAGAAGAGCGGUUUUACGGGUGCAGUCGGUCAGUGUCCGUCACCCUGGCGAUAGUCUGGACACCGGCUCUAGGAAGACCUUAAUGGAGAGCUGUGACAUUCUGCAGCAAAGCAGCAAUGAGUUCCUCACCCUUGGACACAGAGAGGAGGAGGCAGAAGCUGCUCUUCAGCAUGCAGACAUUCUGAGAAUCGUUGCGAAACGCACCGAAGACCCGGAGCUACGACGGCGCCACUCGCUGGACGCGUACCUCUCGAUGCACAAGGCCGUGUCUGUGCAGGAGGAGGUGUCCCUCUACGCUCAGAGUCUGCCUCCCCUUCAGGAGAGUCGCUCCGUGAGCCUGCCUGCGACGAGGAGGCUCACGCGCUUCAGGUUGGCUCUCUCAGGCCUGGCGCUCGACAUGUUGGAGCAGCUCUGCGUGGAAGAGAGGCAGCGAAUGCUGGCAGAGGACUCGAAAAGCUCGGUGCAGAGAACGCUGGAAGACUUCUUGCGGACCACCCCUGAUGUGACAUCUGUGGAACAUGAGUGGCUCAGCACAAGCAGGACCCUGGGACAGGUGGCACAGGCCCAGCUGGAAACUGUUACUAGUCUCUCUGUGAAUGACGUGGAAACUCGAGCCAAGGCCCUGUGCAUGCUGGGGAGAUGCCUCCAACUGCUGGCGCUCCAGAAGGACCCCUUGUAUCUUUCUUCUAACUGGAACCCCCAACUGACGCCUGAGGUCAACUGUGAACAGAAGCCAAUGAGUCCUGUGGGAAAAUGUGAGGACCUUGGUGUGAAAAAAGUGAAAAAGCAGUUAUCCGGAGCUGCUGAGAUGCAGAAAAGACGCAGCGAUGCUCAGAGGCUGUUGGCCCAGGCGAGUGAGACGCUUGCCCAGGCUAUCGGCUUGUCUCUCCAGCACAAACUUACCCGCAUCCUGGCGGAUGCCAGCCGUAAUAUGUUGGAAUGCUAUGGCCAGUUCGAUCUGAGCUCUGCUGGUCAAUAUCUGGCUCUGUACCAGAGCUGCUGCGCUUCCGCUGUGAUGAGCGAAGUGUUGCGACGCGCCUGUGCUGACACCGCUGCCUCCCAGCUGGCUGCGUUGCUCAAUGUGCAGAGCAACCUGGAUGCCAUGAAGGAGGAGGGAGCUGGCAGGCUGCUCAAGCGCGUCGAGGACACCUUGCUGAACGUGUCAAAGGCCUUCCGAAACCAGAGCAUCAGCCCAAACCACCUCAAUAUUUUGAAUGAGUUGCCUCCUAUUUUUAAGAUCCUGCUGCUCCAGCACACGGAGGAUGGAUGUCUUCUGUAUGGCGCUUUUUUUGAGAAAACAAAGUCAAAUGAACGUCAAAAGGGAAAGACCGGUACGCUGGCCUGCAGCGCGGUGGCCAGGGUCCCCGUGAACCCCGAGGCCUUCUCCAGGCUGCUGUCCAGAGCGAGCUCCUUCAAGCAGGAGACCAUGCAGCAUCUGCUCAAGGAGCGGUACAAGCAAGCGGCCGUGGUGCCGGAGCUCGCCGCAGCUCCAGCCUCCGUGAAUAUUACAAGCGCAAAAACUGCACCUCAUUUUAAGUCCAUUCUAGAGCAAAUGGAGGACUAUUUGCAGCCCGUUCUUUCGCAGUUAGACUUUCCGUGUUCGAGACUGGAGACUCCAUCGAUCUCCGUCCCGGACUCCACCAGGAUUAAAGACAAGGAGGAGAAAUCGGGCCCCGACAGAGGUCCACCUGGAGAUCUGAAGGAGUACGUGGUCCUGCUGGUGGAUGAGGAGCUGAUGACACUUCCCCUGGAGGCACUCGGUAUCCUGCAGGGCGAGAACGUCGGCUCUGUGUCCCGGGAUUUUUCCUUGCAGUUUCUCCACAACCGCCUGAGCAAGACAGAGACCGUUGAAAGCGACAACAAAAAGGAGGGAAAAGGUGGAAAGGCAGCGAAAGGGAAAGGAGAUCAAGGCCAGUCCAUGAAACUGCAAGUAAAUCGAGUUGUACCACCAGAAGGCCUCCCUGUUGACACCCACAGCUUUAAAUAUGUUAUAGAUCCUUACAAUGAAGCUGGUUUUUCGGUGGGCAGUCCUGUGGAAGGAAUGAGGCACAUCCUGGAGAAGUACAGCCAGCAGUUCACCGCUCUCUGGGAGGGCUGCACGGGCUCCGAGUACACCCCAAGCCUUGCCCAGCUACAGCAGUGGUUAACAAGUGCGAGUGGUUUCAUAUUCAGCGGACUGGAGCAUUUUCUAGCCAUUGUUCCACCUUCCAAGCUUGUUGGCCUCAACGUUUCAGACUGCCAGAUGGUCAUCCUCCUCGACCUUGUUCAGAGCUGCGAUAGUGCAGUCAGGCAGUCAAGGAGAGAUGAGCAGAAGAGUGCAGGACAGCUGUCCCUGGAGAGGCCUGUGGAGACGGCGCUUCUGCUCAGUCUCAGUGGAGUCCGGGCCGUCGUGCUCAACCAGUGGCACACAACCCUCCAAAGCAACACGCGCCACUUGGAAAGGCUCGUGGAGAACCUCCUGAAAGCUGCAAUGACUUCAGGGCAGGCUGUCCAUGCGCUUCGAAGAGGUGGAACCCAGAGCUCUCCACUCGGAGGAGCUAUGAAGUCAGCAAGCCUCAGAGCCGAUAAGUCUUAUGGCCCUCCCGACGCCCAUACGGAAGGAAGUUCUCAUGGCGAUCAAGAAAAUGUCUCUCCAUCACCCUUGGCUUUCAACAGUGUCAUUUAUGGGCUCCCCCAUUUAGUUAUUACAUGAUGUACCUUUAUUCCUCACAUAGCCUUUGUGAUUAUUUUAGGCCCAAUUAGCCAGAAAGAAAGAUCACCCAGAAUAUUUCAUCCUUUCCAGCCUUCUUGGAUCCCAGUGGGCCUAAGACAGCUCAGCGCUUCAUCCAUGAGUUCAGUCGAACGGAAUAACUUUUUGCUAUUUGGAGAAGUCACUCCUAGCCUCUUAAUGUUGUUUUUGUUUUCUCAGAAGUUUCAUUACAUUGCUUUCAAAUUGUUUAUGUUCAGACUUUGUAGGUACGGUGUUUACUUGUGCAUAUUCAGUGUAUACUUUACUUUGGAAUAGAGGAAACAUUUUGCUGCUUUAAAUUAGCCAAAGGCAUAUCGUAGUACAUCUUCUUUUUCCCUUCCGUUCUUUAGCCUGCGACAAGGUUCGAAAUUACUUUUUGUGCUUUUGCUUUUACCUUGGAGGCACUUUACAAUAUAGCCACAGGUUGAGCAGAGUUUUCCCUUCACCCUUGCUGAAUAGUGGGUUUCUGCUGCUUAGUGAUAUUUAAGAAAUGUUCUAGUAUGUGUUCUCUUAAUGUGUGUAGCCUUAAUAUUAUACUCCGUGUUACUGUCUGGUUUCUCGUCUGUCUGCUGAGUGUGUUAUGUGUCAUUGCAUAGUCUGUCGUCUGUGCUGGUUUGGUGCAGGACCACAAAGUAAUUACCAGCUCGUGCUAAUUUGCAGCGCCUGCCUAGAAAGGGUUAAAGAGAUUAUAAUUCAACUUUCAGUAAAUUUACAUUUAUUCCCAGUGACAAAAGUUGUGUUGUUUGAAAUAUGUGUGCACAUUACAUACGGAAGUACAUAAAUUAUCUUGGACCAGUUGUGAGCCAUUGCACUCGGGUGGCAUGUAAGCGCUCGAGAGAUGGGCAGGUGCGCCGUUUAAAAAAAGUUUGCAGUCGUUGCACAGACACCACCUUUAUUGCUAUUCACACCCAUCCCUCCCUAAUAAUUAUACCCGUCCUUCUGCUCUAUUCAAGGAAUGUCCUUCGAGAGAGCAGUUUUUGCCUGAACGCAGGGGUCAAUAACAGUCCAUGACAAACACUAAUGCAGUACAUAAAGUAUAUAGAGUACGCAAGCCUAAAGCAUUCUCAGAUUUCUUGUCCUUCAAAACGGUAUGGAUUCAGUGUUCAGGUGUUCAGUGCUACUGUCCUUCAUAAUUUUUAUCUACCUGCGUAUUUCUGUAAUAAUCA